CAGGUUUUUUACUCAAUUCAGGCUUUCCCCAUGGAAAUCUGUAGCAGUUUCCAACCUUUUAUGGACGUGAAUACGGGGGGAAGCCAAGAAUAUCAAGGGAUGGAUGAAGAUGAUGUUUUCUAUGCAGUGAUUAGGAGGCAGAUUCUGCUUUUGAUGGCGGAUGAUGAUGAAGAUCGUCCAGAAAGGGCUCACCGGCAAGGCUCAAACAGGAUUGUGGGCGGUGUUUCUUCUGGAGUGCAAGCUCCUAGAAGCUAUUUCACCUGGGAGAAAACAGAAAAAUCUAAUUCUGUGCCAACUUGGCUUGUGAAUUUGUGGAAAAAUGGCAAUGGAACAGGAGUUUCCGUCCCUUAUAUUGCCGAAACAAGAAGAAAGAGACCAGGGAGGAUGAAUAAUGAGAGGCGAAGAAUAUACAAGCCGGUACACAGCAACCACCCAUGAACGAUGACUCUGAAAUAAUCUGAAGGAAAAGAGAAAUGUACAGUAACCCUUUUAAUAACUAAGUUGGUUUGGCUGCAGUUCUGAUUACACCGGAUUCUACUGCUGUAAUUAAAAACUCAGAUAUACAAAGCAUAUUCGAUAGUUCACUGAACAAUAUACCAAAUGCAAGUUG
This is a messenger RNA of Rubroshorea leprosula, 610 nucleotides long. The record is from the annotation of a GenBank genome assembly. Lineage: Eukaryota; Viridiplantae; Streptophyta; Magnoliopsida; Malvales; Dipterocarpaceae.